Molecule: messenger RNA, 2928 nt
Organism: Camponotus floridanus (Florida carpenter ant)
Lineage: Eukaryota; Metazoa; Arthropoda; Insecta; Hymenoptera; Formicidae
Product: transmembrane protein 208
Exons: 5
Coding region: 149-664 (171 amino acids)
Biological process (GO): vacuolar protein processing
Cellular component (GO): intracellular membrane-bounded organelle
Source: RefSeq, a predicted model, not a curated record
AAAAGUACAAGUGGUACAUCUUGUAUCGAAAAAGUUCAUGAAUUACUCACGUGUACAUGACAUUGCGAUCUCAGGUUAACCGCUUGUCACUAAUUCUAAUGUCAUUUACUGUGAGUUAGAGCAAUUCUUAGCAGGAAACACAAUCAAAAUGACAACGAAAAAAGGUAAGAUAUUAACCAAAGGAGCGAAGCAAAUACAGGAGGAGAAUGUUUCCACGCUGAGUUUCUACACCAAUAUGGCAUUAGGAGCAAUGGGAAUUUAUUUCGCUGUAACAAUGAUGCUAUUCGAAUUAACUGCAUUAGCGAUAACAAUAAUGAUAUUUUCUACAAUUGUAUAUAUAGGAAGCUAUCAAUUCAUGGCCUACAUGGCUCGUACUACAUAUUCAGAAUCAGGUCAACUCCUAGACUCUGGUGUUGAUCUCAAUAUGGAAGGUGGUAUAGCAGAACAUGUUAAGGACUUAAUCAUAUUGACAUCAGGAGUACAAAUCCUGUCCCUCAUUUCAAACUAUUUCUGGCUAUUGUGGCUUCUGGUACCAUUGAGAGGAAGCUGGAUGCUCUGGAAGCAAAUCUUGGCUCCAUGGUUUUUCGCCCAACCGCAAGAACAGCCUGAAAUAAGCGAUAAAAAGCAACGCAAAUUAGACAAAAAAAUGGCUAGACGACACUAAUAAAAUUACCAAAAGUUGUCACAGUGCAAUACAACAAUUGCAUAAUAAUUGAUUCAAUUGGGAACUGGAAAAGUUUGAGUCUGGGAAGAUAAGAAUAUUAAAAUAUAGAUCUUCCUUUUGCUUCAAGAUAUGAAAAAUUGCUAUAAUAGAAUACAACUUGAAAUCGAACGAGGUUUUGAGAUUCGUGCAAUUUUACAAGGGACAAGUAUGAAAAAAAAAAAGAAACAGUUUUGCAGAAUUCACAAGAAUCACGAACUGAGAAAUAGAUUUCGUUCUUACUGGAGCAUUCCGUAAUUAUUUCUAUAGAUAGACGACAUUGAUAUAUAGUCUCAAAAUUAAAAGGAUUGAAACAAAUUCUUCUUGUAUUUAGUAAUGUCUACGGACUUAUCCCUAUAUAAGUCGAAGGUAAAUAAUACUAAAUAAUCAUUAGAAUUUAAUAAACAUAACACAAAUAUCUUAAUAUAUACUUACUUGAUACUAUUACAUAUUUAUUAUAUAUUUUAAUAGCUAUUAUCAUCUUUGGCUUAUAUUUAUAGGAAUAAAACCGUUAGACUUGAUAGAAAUCGUUAGACAGAAAAUAUCUUGGCGCUUUCAUUUUUACUUGUUUAAUUUUGUUAAUUAUAAUGCUAAAGUGGACAGUGUUUUGUAAUUAUAACGAUAGUAUUACGGCAAUGACUACGGUGACUUCGUCUUAAAGAUCUUCCAUUGUGCGUGCGAGAAUUUAUAAUAAAGUGGUGAAUAGGUGCCUUUACGAAAACGGAGAUAUUAACAAUGUCAAAACGCGCGUUUAAAAAAUAUAUAGAUGAAAGUCAAACAAGGUAAGAGAUAAUGAUACUUGUGUAUUAUAGUUUGAAAGUUCAAUCAUUCUCCUUCCAAUGUAAAUGAAAAUCCGACUCACAACAUCAUAUCAUUAUUCAGGAAUGUGUAUAUUACAAUUAUAUUAUUAUUUAAUGUCACAUAAAUAUAAAUCACGUUAUUUAUUAGGUUCUGAAAGUUGACAAAUUGACGCAUCACAGUAUUCCAUUUAAGUCUAAUUUUAUAUACAUGUAUAUAUAAUCAUAUCUUUGUAUAGGAAUGUGGAAAUUUACAUGAAUUAACAAUAUUUCAAUCUUUGUAUACACAGCUUUACAGUUUUUUUAAAAUAAUAAUUAUUGGACUCUAUUCUUGUAUAUAUUGGUCACGAAAUGCUUAAUGUGCGAAAAAUCUCUUUAAAAUUAGGCCAACAUUUGUACUUCUUAUCUAAACAUGUUCAUUUAAUUCACAGCUUUUAUUUUGGCUUUCACACAUAAACGCCUCUGUUCAGUGAAAAAUUUGCAAUUUGUAUUUAUUAAUUAAAACUUAUUAUCUUAUUACUUAAAUUAAAACCAAAUUCCUAUUAUAGUAAUUACAUUCCUAUUAUAGUAAUUACUUAAAUAAUAGCGAAUUUUAUCCGAGAGACGAUUUUAAAGAAUCCGCAAUCGAAAAUAUUCAGAAAAAUGCAAAUUUACUUGGUCUACAAAAAAACUUCCUUGGAAGACUUUAGCAUUAAAUAAAAAAUAUUGAAAGAAAUUGAUCUUAAUGCAGUUAAAUUAAAGGAAACAAAUACACAUGUGGAACUAAUUUAUCUCGAUGCAGACUAUGAGAAUAAAUUGUAUGAAAUAUUUUUCAAUUCUAUAAUAUUAUAAUUCAACACAAAAUAUAAGUUGAAAGAAUUUCAACUAAGAUAAAAAAAAAGAAUAUAUUAUAUACAAAAUUAUUGAUUUUAUUUAUAUAAAAGCACACUGAAAUGCAUUAAAUUGUAGAGAAGUUAUUUGCUUGUACUUUAAAAAAUUUAUAGAAACAUCUUAGGGACAUACUUUCAACGAUGUAAUAAGUAAUUUCUCAGAAUAUCUACAAAUUUUUAUUACUACAAAUGCAAAUUGAAUGAUAUAUCGAUUUCACUGAACAGCAGAGCGGACGGUAUCGUCAAGUAUAGAAUCUAAUUAAUUAGCAAAACUAAUAUCUAGAUUCCAUGUUUUUUCAGUAAAUGUAAGUGUUUUGCAAUUAGAACAAUCAAUAUUGCUCUGUAACUAGAAUAUAAACCUUUAAUUUCUAGGAUCAGAGAUUAUAUAAUAUGCAACAGUUAUUUUCGUUAAAAUCCAAAUCCGAGAAGUAUUGAAUAUAUUUACCUUCAUUUAUUUUGCAGCAUAUCGUUUGUUCCAAUUGCUGGGUAUUAAUACAGAAAUAUACACAAACCAAUCUAAUUACUUUGAAAUGUAGCAUGGAAUAAUAUCUCUUAAACAUUA